Messenger RNA from Moneuplotes crassus, 1366 nucleotides. NCBI's taxonomy places the organism in Eukaryota, Ciliophora, Spirotrichea, Euplotida, Euplotidae. The record is from the annotation of a GenBank genome assembly.
GAAAAAUGUCUGCUGAGGAAUACAAAGAUCUCCAGAAUUUCGAAGAAGACAAAUCAUGAGCUUCCACUGAGAUUUCUUCUGUUAUGGAAGAAACAAAAGACCCACCAACCAAGCCAAAGAAGAAGGUGCAGAAGCCACAGAAGGUUAGACGUUCCAAUAGAAUUGCAGAGAUGAAAAAGAAGGCUUUGCAAGAUAAGAAAAUUAAAGAAUUGGAAAUGAAGGCGAAGUUAAAGGUCGGCUAUGUCUUUGAAGAAGACCUCUCCCUUCAUAAAUCCCAUAGAGUCUCUCAUGUAGAAAGACCAGAGAGGAUCUGGUCAAUUUAUCUUCAGCUACUGAAAGCUGGACUGAUUGACAACAUGUAUAAAGUUGAUGGGGAUCUUAUUAAUGAUGAAAAUAUUCUUCUGUGCCAUUCUGAAGAAUAUCUUAUGAAAUUCAAUAAGGUCGUGGGAAUUGACGAUGAUGCUCAAGAGCCAGCUCCAGCUAAGAGAAAUAAGAAUAUGUAUCACUUCCAGUUUGAUACUUAUGAGAACAAAUGGUCAAAUCACUGUGCCAAAUUAAGUGCUGGAUGAGUCAUUGAGACAGUAGAUGCUCUCUAUACAGACUACAUAAAAUCAGGUUUCUGAAUAGUCAGACCACCAGGGCAUCAUGCUCAUGGGUCUUCCGCCUCAGGUUUUUGCUUCUUGAACAACGUUGCUAUUGCAGCAAAAUAUGCACAAAGCAAGUAUGGGGUGAAGAAAGUUUGAAUCUUUGAUUGGGAUGUCCACUUUGGAGAUGGAACUUCCUCAAUUUUCAAAUCAGACCCCUCGGUUUUGUUCAUAUCAACCCACAGAUAUGAGGGAGGAGCUUUCUACCCUUCUAGUCCUUUAGGAGGAGAAGAUAAUGUAGGAACAGAUGAGGGCGAAGGAUUCAAUAUUAACAUUCCAUUUAACAAGGAAGGCAUGGGAAAUGAUGAAUAUAUUCAUGUCUGUGAAAACCUAGUUUUUCCUGUUAUAGAGAAAUUUGAACCUGAACUUAUUUUUAUAUCAGCAGGAUUUGAUAGUGCUGAAGGUGAUCCACUUGGAGGCUUCAGCCUGACACCGGCUGGAUAUGCAUAUAUGUGUCAAAGAAUUAUGAACUUGUGUCAAGAAACAUCAAAGCCUAAAAUGAUAGCUGUUCUUGAAGGAGGAUACAACUUAGAGUCAAUUUCAAACUCUUCUGAAGCAGUUGUAAGAGUUCUUCAAGGUGAAAAAUUACCUAUUGAAUCUAUGAAUGCUACUCAGACAGUAGAACAAAUGAGAGAAAAUGCAAAACCUGAUACAGAAGCUCUCGAAGUAGUUGAAAGAGUUAAGAGCAAUAUCGGGAAGUUCUGGGAUUUGUAAAACCAAGA